Vespa velutina is the source of this 4910-nucleotide messenger RNA. It is a transcript of the gene scu, whose product is annotated as 3-hydroxyacyl-CoA dehydrogenase type-2-like. The record is from RefSeq and is a predicted model, not a curated record. The coding region runs from base 824 to 1591 and encodes 255 amino acids. Lineage: Eukaryota; Metazoa; Arthropoda; Insecta; Hymenoptera; Vespidae. The transcript is spliced from 4 exons. Gene Ontology annotation, cellular component: mitochondrion. Gene Ontology annotation, molecular function: estradiol 17-beta-dehydrogenase [NAD(P)+] activity. Gene Ontology annotation, biological process: fatty acid metabolic process; androgen metabolic process; estrogen metabolic process.
CUUUUUCUUUACCUGCACGAAGAGUGCUUCUUCCCGAGAUGAUAAUUUUUCGUGAAUCAUUCUGAAGAUCGCUUUUCUUUCAACGUCCCAAUGAUAGACGUUUUUGCGAUCCAUUUCUUUUUCUGUUAGGAUCGUCCAGACAUUCGUAGUCCUUCUCCUUUUAUCCUUCUCUCUCUUGAAAUUUUCUCGAGUUCUUCUCACCUUUGCUAUACUACACAAAGAACACACCUAUUAUCGAAUAUAUCCCCUUCAUUCUGAAACAACACUACCCACUCACGACCGUAUCGCAACUGUGACCGAAUAGCAAAAAUUAUUAUUAUUUCUGUUGACAGUCAUUAAAGACACGCGCCAUGUAAAUCUACGCGACGACGAAGCGCGACACAUACGCGUCCAACGGGUACUGAACAAAAUGGCGCUAUUAUUUUGCCUCCUUUCGACGCUAGGGUGCGCCACGUACGAUUCAUAAUUACACUCUUUGUUGCAAAGUUGUUCGGAGUAUUACGAAAUGCACUUUACAUCGAUACGAAAAAGAUAUAAGUACUGUUAUUAGUAGAUGGAAUAGGCUUUAAUCCAUCGCUCUUACUGAUUGGUUAAUUAAAACUUCAUCACUAACGUGGCCACGCAUCUGUUGUGGGGUUAUGAGAAAUUGUAAACCGUACUACUACGCAAACACGACGUACGAGUCAAUGUUCAUAUCUUACAAUUAUUCGGUUCAUUAGUAUUUUGAGUCUAAUCAAUUUACUCUCUCUCUCUCUGUCCCUUUUUAUUCGUAUCUGAGUGUAGUUCAUUUAGAAUUUAUAUUAAUUUGGCUUAAACGUCUACAAUGCUUAAGAAUACGGUAGCAUUAAUAACCGGUGGAGCCUCUGGUCUCGGUCGCGGAACUGUACAAAGAUUUGUCAGAGAAGGUGCAAAAGUUACAAUUGUAGAUCUUCCUAAUUCGAAAGGACAAGAAUUUGCCGAUCAGUUGAAAAAUCAGGCUGUGUUUGUACCAACCGAUGUCACUUCGGAAGAAGAUGUAAAGAAUGCUCUAAAUAUAACCAAGGAAAAAUUUGGCAAGUUAACUGCAGUUGUAAAUGCAGCAGGAGUAGCAAUCGCUUAUAAGACAUAUAAUUUUAAUAAAAAUAAACCACACGAAUAUUAUGAUUUCGAGAGAGUAAUUAAAGUGAAUACAAUUGGAACUUUUAAUGUGAUAAGAUUAGCCGUUGGUCUUAUCGGUGAAAAUACACCUAACGAAAAUGGUGAGCGUGGUGUUGUAAUUAAUACAGCAAGUGUGGCAGCAUACGAAGGACAAAUGGGACAAGCAGCGUAUUCUGCCAGUAAAGGUGCUAUCGUUGGAAUGACUUUACCAAUCGCGCGUGAUUUGUGUAAACAGGGUAUACGUAUAGUUACUAUUGCACCUGGAUUAUUUAAUACACCAUUACUAUCAACUUUACCGGAGAAAGUACGUAGCAUUUUAUCCAAAAUGAUACCUUUUCCUCAAAGAUUAGGUGAACCUGAUGAAUAUGCACAAUUGGCACAACAUAUAAUCGAAAAUCCACUUUUAAAUGGAGAAACAAUAAGGUUGGAUGGUGCUCUCAGAAUGCCAGCUUAAGUCUAAGGAUCUUUGUAUCUAAACACAUGCUCUUUAUAGAUAAACGAUGCACAUUGGAUAGGGCUACUGUAAUAAUUUUGUUAUGAUAUACAUACAUAUAUAUGUAUGUAUAUAUAUAUAUACAUACAUAUGUAUGUAUAUAUAUAUAUAUAUACACAUCUAUGAACAUGUUAAAUAAAACAAUUGUCUCUUAUACAUGCAACACCAUUAUAUUCUCUUAAAAUGUACAUGAACCACCAAAAGAUUUUCUAUUACAGAUAUCGACAAUUCUUUUUGUUACCUUACAACUGUACAUAAAUGCCUCGCAAAUUGCAAAAGUCGCAACUUCUUGAUUUAUAUAUGUUACUAGAGUGUUGCCUAGCAAAAGAGUUGUGUACGUUGUAUUAACAUAAAAAUCUUUGGUUGUUUGGUUAAUUCAUUAGUCUUUUUUCCCAAUAACCUCGGGAGAUUUCCAAAACUCCAACAAAUGCUGGAACUUGUUCUGAUGAUUUUUUGGAAGAGCCCAUUUAUUUGUUAAGGCAGGAUAAUCGGUAUCUCCGAGGUAUAGUCAUUCCUAGGCAUUCGAUUCUUUUAAAUUUUGAAGCUUUUCUAAUUGGUCAGGUUGUAAUUCGUCAGGAAUACUUGCCCUCCCACCACAAACUACCUUUUCAAGUAUAAUAGCAAUCUCUUCUGCUUCCUGUGCAUCUAUUACGGUGCCUCGUGACGGAAUUGACUGAGAGUUAUCUGCUGUACUCGGGCCGGACGUUGAGUCUGCUUCGCUACCAGAGCUACUACUCAAUGGAAAUGGCGCCGAAUCUGUUGGCAAGUCAUCUACCGUUGAUUUCUCUUCAAUAUCCUCUGCAACUUCUGUAACUUCUUGUUCAUCGUGUUCGUUCAUAAUGACAGUAGCUUCCUUGCAGUCGCUUUCGUUCAUAUCUGUGGUAACACUUGACGGUAAAUCUGCUUCAGAACUUUCCGUUGAUUUCACCGUAUCAUCCGUAUUUUCAUUUACUCCUGGAAACGGAUGUUCAACUUCUUCCAUUGGAGUAGCUGCUGUAAUAACAAUUUGUGCGACACCCAAUCCAAAGUCUUCUUUCACAUUUUCUGCAGUAUCGUCCGUUACAUUUCCCGACAAUUGUUCCUCCUUUUCGCCAGCAAUAGUCUGUUUGAAAAAGAAAAAAAAAAAAAAAGAGAAACGAAACAAAAAAAAACAGAAAAAAACGUUCGCCGUUAACGUUCAACAAUAAAUUAAAAAUAUUAUAUAGCUAUUUUCGCAGAAUUUCCUACAUUUGAAUCAAUUUUAUUCAUAUGCUCGUUAAAGCGAGUAUCUUUACCUUAUCUUCCACAUCUUCGAAUGCUUCCACAACUAGGAUAGUAAGAUUCGAAUAAAUCAUAUUGCCUUUUUAUAUAAGUUUUCUUAAAUAUACGAAUAUGUGAUUUUAUAGAUCCAUUAACAAUGAUCUCUUACCAAUUAUUCCAGGUGGCUCGGAUUUCUCUUCUUCAAAUUGCGAGCCGUAAUGUUCUUUUUGACCCCUUGUUAAAUUUAUCACAAAACCACUUUGUUCUUCUUCGGUUUUAGCAUCGGAAAUCUCUGAAUUAAACGAUAUUGAAAGUAUUCCAUCAUUUUUUCUUAUCGCGGUAUUUAUAAAAGGCAAAAGAAAAAGAGAGAAAUGUUUACCAUUUGAAAUAAAUUGUGCGGCUUCUUGUUCCAGCAAGAAUUCCGGCACUUCGGGCGGUGUAAAGACAGGUGGAGCAGAACUCGGUGGUGUCAUAUCCUCCUAAAUUAAGAAAAUUGUCAAAAUUCUUUCAUCAAAGAUAUAUUCGUUUAUACGUUUAUCGAGAUAUAGAUUUAUACGUCAUUUAUACGUUUGUCGAGAUAUAGAUUUUCAAACCUGAGGAGUCAAAGGUGAACCAUCGGGAGCACAUGGUUCGACAACAAGAGACGGGAAUAAUCCUCGGCAUCCUCGUAAUUCUCCUUCCCACCAGCCAUCAUCAACAUCAUGCGGUUCUUUUCUAAGUACUUUAACGAUAUCACCUUCGAGGAAACUAAGUUCUUCUUCGCACGUAGCAUCGUAAUCGUAAAGAGCGAUACAAUAUUGAUCGAUAUCUGUAAUUAACUCGAUCAUUAGAUAACGCAUCGAUCCGUAUGAAAAUUAAAACGACAUAUUUCUUUUUACAAUAACUUACCACUUAUAUGAUUUUGCAUUAUCGCCUCUUGUUCGCCUUCCUGUUCUAUAGCGGGCUGUAAAUUAGCAUCGGGAUCAACGGCAUCGUGAUCGUCUAAAGUAUAAUCCACAGAAGAGAAGGAUAUUUGUUGGACGAGGCUAGGCCCUUGAGAAGAAAGGCCAGAAGUAUCCGGUUCUCUUUCAACGUCCAAAUAAUUCUGUGGUACGUAACCUUCUUCCCCGCGAUAAUUUCGUGCCCUCAACCAACCAUCUCCGUCGCCUUCGCCAACAACGUCGAGUUGUUCGCUCUCGACGAUCGACAACUCGUCUGGAUUUUGUGCCUAACGAGAGGAUUGAUUCUCUAAGUAAAAAGAAUGAACUAAAAAAUUAUUAUUACAAAAUGUCUUAUUCACCGUAUACGAAUAUAAUGCCGUGCAUUUGUAUAUUUGUUGAACAGGAGCAGGUUCUUGCGUUUCUACUUGUUCAUCUUUCUCUUCGUUUACCCAAUCAACAGACAUUGGAUCGUCCCAACCAGCAGUUAAUUGCUCUAUCCGUUGUUUCUCUUGCUCGAGUAAAGCUGAAACACGGUAAAACAUUAUUUCUUUAAUUCGUACAGAGUUCAUAAUGACGGAUACCUACCAUCGACCUCCUCGCUGUCGUGCCUUUGUCUUUCUUCUUGAACCUCUUCCUCUUGUUGUGGUGCAUUACGAGUACCAGGUCUUUCUACUGUCGUUAAAUCGCUACCACCAUCGCCAUCACUAUCGUAGAACGACUCCGAGGAAGGAUGCUCCUGCUUAAAAGUAUUUUUGUGUAAGACAGAACGGUUCUAUUAUGAUUCGUUUUUACUACAACAUUCUUUAUUAUUACCCCUGCGCCAGAUGCAUCAGUUCUAACUGACAAAGAACUGGCCGAUCUUGGCAUAUCUUGGACACUCAACGUUUCAGCCUCUUGAAGCCAUUCGUCGACGUUUACUAAACGAACAAAAAAAUAAUAUUUUUAAAUUAAUUUUGAAUUUCUUUCUGUUUCUAUUAUUUACUCAACAAUUAUUUUGUUUAACCGACCUCCGCCAUGUCGAAGACAUUCUAUUCUUGCCUCUGCUUUUAAUUUCGCCGUCUAUCAACCGAAAAUUUAUAUACAUAUACAUAUAUGUGUGUGUAUAUGUAUAUACACACAUA